Balearica regulorum gibbericeps (East African grey crowned-crane) is the source of this 3863-nucleotide messenger RNA. NCBI's taxonomy places the organism in Eukaryota, Metazoa, Chordata, Aves, Gruiformes, Gruidae. The record is from RefSeq and is a predicted model, not a curated record.
GAGAAGAAAUAAUAGCAUAUAAACCACCUGGAUUCAAUUUGAUGUAUCAUCUAUUGAAUGAGUCCCCCAUGCUGGAACUGUCCCUUAGUUUGCUAGAAGAAGGGGUUAAGCAGCUUGAUACUUAUGCUCCGUUUCCUGGGAAGAAGCAUUUAGAGAAAGCUGUACAGUAUUGCCUUGCGCUUCUAAACUUAACCCUACAGAAGGAGAAUCUUUUUAUGGAUCUGUUGCGGGAGAGCCACCUUUCCCUUAUUGUCACACCACUGGAGCAGCUGCUUCAAGGAAUCAAUCCUCGCACUAAAAAGGCAGAUCAUGUGGUGAAUAUCGCUAGGUAUCUUUAUCAUGGAAACAGCAAUCCAGAACUGGCUUUUGAAAGUGCCAAGAUUUUGUGCUGUAUUUCUUAUAAUUCCAACAUCCAGAUAAAGCUAGUUGGUGAUUUCACACAUGAUCAGAGUAUUAGCCAGAAGCUGAUGGCUGGGUUUGUGGAAUGUUUGGACAAUGAAGAUGCAGAAGAAUUAAUAAACCCAGAUGAGGAGCUGGAGCCUGAAAAGAAGCGGGCACGAAUCCAUCACGAAACAAGGAUCCAUAUUCUGAAUCUCCUUAUCACCUCUCUUGAGUGUAGUCCUCCCAGCCUUGCUUUGUAUCUCUUGGGAUAUGAACUAAAGAAACCUGUCAGCACUACAAAUCUGCAAGAUCCAGGUGUCUUGGGUUGCCCACGAACUUGCCUUCAUGCUAUUUUGAACAUAUUGGAGAAGGGUACUGAAACAAGGAAUGGGCCUACAGCAGUUCGGGAGUCUCCUCAUCUAGCAGAACUCUGCUACCAGGUGAUCUAUCAGUUGUGUGCAUGCUCUGACACAUCAGGUCCAACUAUGAGAUAUCUGAGGACCAGUCAGGAUUUCUUAUUCACUCAGCUGCAGUAUUUGCCAUUUUCUAUCAAAGAACAUGAGAUUUCAACACUGAACCAAAUGUCUUGGCUGAUGAAGACCGCGGCUAUAGAAAUGCGAGUGACAUCGGUGAACCGCCAGCGCUCCCACACACAGAGACUGCUGCAUCUGCUGCUUGAUGACAUGCCUGUGAAACCGUACUUGGCUGAUGGUGAAGGAGGGAUGGAAGAUGAAAGUCGAUCAGUCAGUGGGUUUCUCCACUUCGACACUGCUUCCAAAGUACGCAGGAAGAUCUUAAGUAUCCUGGAUUCAAUUGACUUCAGUCAGGACAUUCCAGAGCCUUUACAGCUGGAUUUUUUUGACCGAGUUCAGAUUGAACAAGUCAUUGCUAAUUGUGAGCACAAGAACGCACGUGGACAAGUGGUCUGCAAUGUCAAGUACCUUCACAGGGUUCUGGUUGCAGAAGUCAAUGCCCUUCAAGGAAUGGCAGCAAUAGGCCAGAGACCUUUACUUAUGGAGGAGAUCAACACUAUCCUGCAGUACGUAGUGGAGCGGAACAAGCUGCUGCAGUGCCUCCACGCUAAGAGGCAUGCUUUAGAGUCAUGGAGACAACUGGUGGAAAUUAUACUCACUGCCUGCCCCCAGGAUCUCAUACAGGCUGAGGACAGACAACUGAUUAUCCGCGAUCUACUGCAGGAUGUCCAUGACAAGAUCCUUGAUGAUGAUGCAGCUCAGGAGUUGAUGCCGGUGGUGGCAGGGGCUGUGUUCACCUUGACUGCUCACUUGAGCCAGUCUGUGAAAACUGAGCAGAAACAGCCACUUGCACUCCCUGUGGCGGGACAGUCCCAAUAUGUCUUGAUGCUGGAUGGUUCUUUUACCUCAUCACCUGGCUCUGAGAGUAUAUCCAUGGGUUUUGCUUCCAUUGGUGACUCCUCCCUCCAUAUCAUCUUAAAAAAGCUGCUGGAUUUCAUUUUGAAAACAGGUGGUGGCUUCCAGAGAGUGAGGACACACCUUUAUGGAUCACUGCUUUAUUAUUUGCAGAUUGCCCAGAGACCAGAUGAACCAGACACUUUAGAAGCAGCUAAAAAAACGAUGUGGGAACGUCUGACAGCUCCUGAAGAUGUGUUUAGUAAAUUGCAACGAGAAAACAUGGCAAUCAUUGAGAGUUACGGGGCAGCUCUCAUGGAGGUUGUCUGUCGGGAUGCUUGUGAUGGUCAUGAGAUAGGCCGGAUGCUGGCAUUGGCUUUGCUCGAUCGUAUUGUUUCGGUAGACAAGCAGCAGCAGUGGCUGUUGUAUCUCUCCAAUAGUGGCUACCUGAAGGUGCUUGUGGAUAGCCUAGCAGAUGAUGAUCUGACUCUUCAGAGCUUGCUCACACCUCAGCCUCCUUUACUUAAAGCGCUGUACACCUAUGAGUCCAAAAUGGCAUUCCUCACUAGAGUAGCUAAAAGUCAGCAAGGGUCGCUAGAGCUGUUGCGGUCUGGAGUGAUUGUGAGGCUGGCACAGUGUCAAGUGUAUGACAUGCGACCCGAAACAGACCAUCAGGGAAUGUAUGGAAUGAGAGAUCCCCCAGUCUUCAUACGUUAUCGCCAGAUUCUUCUUCCAGCUCUUCAGCUGUGCCAAGUGAUCCUCACAUCCAGCAUGGCACAACACCUGCAAGCAGCAGGACAGGUUCUGCAGUUUCUAAUUUCACAUUCAGAUACUAUCCAGGCAAUCCUGAGGUGUCAAGAUGUUAGUGUUGGAUCUCUCCAGGAGCUGGCCUCCCUGACAGGAAUAAUCAGCAAGGCAGCUUUGCCUGGAGUGCUAAAUGAGCUGGAUGUUGAUGUUAAUGAAGGAACGCAGAUGGAGCUACAAGGACAUAUAGGCCGAUUUCAGCGCCAGUGCUUAGGACUUCUAAGUCGGUUUGGUGGUUCAGACAGACUACGUCAGUUUAAAUUGCAAGAUGAUAAUGCAGAGGGAGACAGAGUGAACAAGAGGGAUGAAACUGAGUUGGCCAUGCAACAGAUCUGUGCAAAUGUGAUGGAAUACUGUGAGUCACUUAUGCUGCAAAGCGCCCCCAGUUUUCAGCACGCUGUUUGUCUGUUUACUCCAAGCUUGUCAGAAUCAACCAACCGAGAUGGGCCUCGUCAGGAUACACAAGCACCAGUGGUCCCAUACUGGCACUUGCCUGGCUUGGGCAUUAUCGUCUACCUGCUGAAACAGAGCACGAGUGAUUUCUUCAGUUACUAUGAUAGCCAUCGUCAGAGUGUUAACAAACUGCAAAACGUGGAGCAACUGCCACCAGAUGAAAUAAAAGAGCUGUGUCAGUCAGUUAUGCCAGCUGGGGUUGACAAAAUCUCCACUUCCCAAAAAUACGUUUUGGCAAGGCGACGCCUGGUGAAGCUAAUAAACAACCGAGCCAAGCUCCUUUCCCUCUGUUCUUAUAUUAUAGAAACGUGUCUCUUCAUUCUCUGGCGUCAUCUGGAACACUAUCUACUGCAUUGCACACCCACUGACUCCCAAGACCCCCUGCUGUCCUCCAGGAUGUCAUUUAAGAAAGGAAGGCUGCAAGAUUCCUUUGGUUCAGAGCCAAACUUGGAUUUCAGUAGCGGACUGAAUCGAGUGAGCCAGCACGAUAUAGAACAGCUUCAGAUUGAAGCCACAAACAGCUUUGGUGAAUCUCUGCAGAAGAAGCUUCUGGACAUCGAAGGGUUAUAUUCUAAGGUUCGGUCAAGGUACACCUUUAUUCAAGCUCUUGUUAGACGCAUCCGUGGACUCCUAAGGAUAUCCAGGACCUAAAAGACUCUGAUACAUACGUGUUGCUUGCCCCUUGAAGCAGUGUGCUAGGGCAGGCCUUCUGGAUCAUCAGAUUUUAUAGAUCAUACAUUUUCUAAAUAAUGUCAAAAAUAUUUUGUUACUUUUUUUUUUCUUAUCCCUAUGGAUCAGUUUUGUGUAUUCUUUCCUACUGCUCUCAACUUGACAAGAAAAAUAAAGGAUUGUUUUUAA